CUCAGGGAAAUGCUAGCCAUCCAGCAAUAGUGUAAACUUUAGUUUACAUAUUAUAUAUUUAAGGUAUAUAUAUAUAUAUCGCUUCAGCCAAUGACUUUUAUGAGUUAGGAAACUUAAACCCCUAGAGGGAUCUCUAUCACAAAAGGUUCCAGGUUGUGGCGAUGACUCGUGAUCUUGUGCUCGGAGAGGAACUGCCCCACUGGGUGAGAGCCAAAGAGUUCCACCAGAAGUAUGAGUCCAAGGAGGUCAUCGGCAGGGGUGUAAGCAGCGUGGUGCGUAGGUGUGUAAACAAACACACAGGACAAGAAUUUGCAGUGAAGAUCAUUGAGAUUACAGCAGAGAAGAUGACUGCCCAGCAGUUGGAGGAGGUGAAGAGCUCAACACUGAAAGAGAUCCAUGUUCUUAAUGUGCUGAAAGGACAUCCGUCCAUCAUCACACUUAUUGAUUCCUAUGAAUCUGCAACCUUCAUCUUUUUGGUAUUUGACCUCAUGAGAAGAGGAGAGCUGUUUGACUACUUAACAGAAAAGGUUACUCUCAGCGAAAAAGAGACCAGGAAUAUGAUGCGUGCUCUUCUGGAGGCAGUCCAGUAUCUCCAUUCCCUUAAUAUCGUACACCGAGACCUCAAGCCUGAAAAUAUCCUUCUGGAUGACCAGGGUCACAUUAAACUAUCUGACUUUGGCUUUUCAGUGCAGCUCCAGCCUGGAGAAAAGCUGAGAGAGCUGUGUGGCACUCCGGGCUAUCUUGCACCAGAGAUUCUGAAAUGUUCAAUGGAUGAAACGCAUGAGGGAUAUGGGAAAGAGGUUGACUUGUGGGCUUGUGGUGUGAUUCUGUUCACUCUUCUUGCUGGAUCGCCACCUUUCUGGCACCGCAAACAGAUGCUGAUGUUAAGAAUGAUCAUGGAGGGUCGGUAUCAGUUUAGCUCUCCAGAGUGGGAUGACCGGUCUGAUACUGUUAAGGACUUGAUCUCAAGGCUUUUAGUGCUGGAUCCUGCAGUUCGUCUGACGGCUGAACAAGCCUUAACUCAUCCUUUCUUCCUUCAGUACCAGAAGGAGGAUGUACGGCUCUUCAGCCCCAGAAAGACAUUCAGGGUGUUAAUCUUGACAGUCUUGUCCUGUAUUCGUAUGUACUGUCGCUACAACCGGGCCAGACCUCUGACGCGAGAACUCCUAAUGAGGGACCCUUACUCUUUACGAGCUGUGCGCAAACUCAUCGAUGGCUGUGCUUUCCGCAUAUAUGGACAUUGGGUCAAGAAAGGAGAACAACAGAACCGAGCUGCUCUUUUCCAGAACACCACUAAAAUUGUUUUACUUGGUCUUGAGGACCUUGAGAGCUAAAUGUAAAUCUGAUCUCUAUUUUUAACCUGUUUAUUAAGAGUUAUAGUAGUAUUUUUCUUUUUUAAUUGAUACGGUUCAGGGAGUGCAGAUAUUAAUCCACUCACACACACACACACACACUGGAACCACAAUAGAACUAUUUAUUCAUGAUUAAUGAGAUACUUUUUUCAUUGUUACAUGCGAGUUAUUGAGCUCACUUUUAACUUCUUAGCCAUUUUCUUUUCUAAUAUCUAAUCAUAAACUUAACUUUAUAAAUUUGUAUAUCAUAUUUAGUUUUAUCACGUUACCUGUCCUUGUAAUUUGACAAUUUAUAGAAGUGGACAGUAUAAAUUUGGAGAACAUUUUGCCAUUUAUGGUAACACAAAUACUGUGUAUGAUGAUUACUUUCCUGCUCACUUUGUGGGGGUAUUUUCCCCCCUUAAAUGUAUUUGAGUCUUCUUUUCACAACCAAACAGCAUGUUUUCAUCACUGUGUACUGUAUUAAUUUAAGAUUAAGCUUAAUCUGCAUUAUCACUGUCAAGAUUGCUGUUAUAUAUUAUUCAUGUGUAAUUUCUGUUUUAAUGUUCUGAACUUGAUUAAUAAAAUAAAUCCUUACAUUUUAAGUAAA
Molecule: messenger RNA, 1941 nt
Organism: Ictalurus furcatus (blue catfish)
Lineage: Eukaryota; Metazoa; Chordata; Actinopteri; Siluriformes; Ictaluridae
Gene: phkg2
Product: phosphorylase kinase, gamma 2 (testis)
Exons: 11
Coding region: 162-1334 (390 amino acids)
Biological process (GO): protein phosphorylation; glycogen biosynthetic process
Cellular component (GO): phosphorylase kinase complex
Molecular function (GO): phosphorylase kinase activity; calmodulin binding; ATP binding
Source: RefSeq, a predicted model, not a curated record